AGAUAGAUUGCUAGUUUAAAAUACCGCUCGUAAGCUGUGCCCAAAUGAAUGAUCACAUUCUACACAAUGUUGAAAUUGCGAAAAGUUACAGUACCAGUAAUCCAAUCAUUCAAUAUUGCACAGAUAUAUCGGUAAAGGAAGAUAUGAUGGAGAAAGAACUUCGCGAAAAGACUAUGCAAAAUCAUAAAGACUAUUUCAUGAUUGGGGCACCAGAAGUACUUCAAAUGGGAAAAAAUAUGAUCAGAUUAAUUAAGGCUAAACGUGCUUUAGAUAUUGGUACUUUUACUGGAGCAUCUGCACUAGCAUGGGCUCUUGCCUUACCGCCAGAUGGUGAAAUAUUAUCAAUGGAUUUGUCGCAUGAAAGUCUGAAUGUUACGGGAAAAGCAAUUUUUAAAAAAAUUCCUGACAUUGCCAAGAAGAUUAAUUUUAAAUUGGGACCUGCUCUGGAAGCAUUAGAUGCUUUGAUAGCUAAUGGUCAGUGUGGGAAAUGGGAUUUCGCAUUUAUUGAUGCCGAUAAGGAGAAUUAUCCAAAUUAUUAUGAACGAUGCGUUCAGCUAUUGAGGGCAGGUGGAGUUAUACUCAUUGACAAUGCUUUACGGCGUGGUAAAGUCGUUCAGGAGGAUAAAGAUUAUGCCAUUCAAUGCAUCGACAAGACCAACCAGCUGGCCUCUAAGGACAAUCGCGUCGACAAUCUUCUGCUCACUCUUGGUGACGGCACGCAUGUUAUUUUCAAGCUUUAA
Messenger RNA from Loa loa (African eye worm), 740 nucleotides. Its product is annotated as O-methyltransferase. Gene Ontology annotation, molecular function: S-adenosylmethionine-dependent methyltransferase activity; O-methyltransferase activity. The coding region runs from base 45 to 740 and encodes 231 amino acids. The transcript has 5 exons. The record is from RefSeq and is a predicted model, not a curated record. Lineage: Eukaryota; Metazoa; Nematoda; Chromadorea; Rhabditida; Onchocercidae.